This is a messenger RNA of Fundulus heteroclitus (mummichog), 8395 nucleotides long. It is a transcript of the gene mpripa, whose product is annotated as rootletin. Gene Ontology annotation, molecular function: actin filament binding. The record is from RefSeq and is a predicted model, not a curated record. Gene Ontology annotation, cellular component: actin cytoskeleton. Gene Ontology annotation, biological process: actin filament organization. NCBI's taxonomy places the organism in Eukaryota, Metazoa, Chordata, Actinopteri, Cyprinodontiformes, Fundulidae.
CUGUCACUCAGAACUGAGUAGCCCCGCCCCUUGGCUUCACGGACUGGCUGUUUGGCCAGAACGAGGAUUUUCACGAAAACGUCGACCGCAGAUUGCGCAGCAGAUCCGAGCGGAGGCACCGUGAGAGCGGCUGCAGCUGCGUGACAGCUCCGUGGAUGGCGCGUUUAAACUUCAUGACGUUCGCCCGCGAAGAGAGACGUUGAGGAGACGAUGUCAGUCAUUUGAUGUCCGAGACGGGGCCGCAGAAGUGGACUCCCUCCGCUGUUCCUUCUUCCCUUCGCCGCAGCCGGGGGCCGUUAACGGCCGAUGGGGGCUGACGGGACCUUGCAGCGAGCUGGUGGCCCGGAGCGUCACCUGUGAGGCGUCGACGCUUCGCCGCGGGACGCGUUGGAGGCAGAACCCCCACGCCGCACCGAGUGGACGUGGGGCUGUUUUUUUUUUUUUUCAAACUGCUAAUUGGACAACUUUCCGGGAGGGGAGGAAAAAAGUUAGCAACUCCACGUUAGCUGCACGAGCCGACCCCCCCCGUGCGCGCGCGCGCGCACCAUGACCACCACGGACACCAGAGCGGCCGCGCACGCGCCGUCACCCCGUUAAUGGACUUGACGCGUCCGUCCUUCCUCGGCGGUCUGUUGCUGCGAAGCCCCCCAGGUUAACUUCCGAGGACCGUGGCGUGGCUCUGCGUGGGUUUUAUCCCGUGUUUUUUUUUUUUUUUCUCGUGAAAACUUUCGCCUUCCCCGCUGACCAACAUGUCUCUGAAAGAAAACGCCUGUCGGAAGUUUCAAGCCAACAUUUUCAACAAAAGUAAAUGUCAGAAUUGCUUCAAACCCAGAGAAUCACAUCUGCUGAACGACGAAGACUUAAGUCAGGCUAAACCCAUAUACGGAGGAUGGCUGCUGCUGGCACCUGAAGGGACGAAUUUUGACAACCCCUUGCAUCGAUCUCGAAAAUGGCAGCGGAGAUUCUUCAUCCUUUACGAGCACGGCUUACUUCGCUACGCUUUGGACGAAAUGCCCAGCACUCUGCCCCAGGGUACCAUCAACAUGAACCAGUGCCUGGACGUCAUCGACGGCGAGUCCAGGACGGGUCAGAAGAACUCCCUGUGCAUCCUCACCCCGGAGAAAGAGCACUUCAUACGGGCCGAGUGCAAAGAAAUCAUCAACGGGUGGCAGGAGGCUCUGACUGUUUAUCCCAGAACCAACAAGCAGAACCAGAAGAAAAAGCGCAAGGUUGAUCCUCCCACUCAGCAGGAUGGAGUAACUCAGAGCCCGCGUUUUUCCACUGAGGACAUGAAUGGACACUCUGAGCCGGGCCCGGCCAAGGUGACGGUGACGAGCAGCAGCAGCAGCGGCGGCGGCAGCAUACCGUGCCUUCCCAGCAGCAUCGCCAACGCCGAGCAGAUCCCGAUGAGCCGCGCCACGCUGUGGCAGGAGCAGAGCCGCUGGAGCAGGGCGACCAUCCCCUGCAGCCGCAGCGCCUCCUGCCUCAGCCAGCUGAGCCAGAGCCAGCCGGACUCCAGCGUCAACACCCGCGACGAUGGCAGCACAGUGAGCACAGGCAGGAAAGUACGAGUGGAAAGUGGUUAUUUUUCUCUGGAGAAGACCAAGUCAGAACCUGCUCCGCCGUCUGCACAUCAUACCCAGCCACCCCAGCAUCUGCCCCUGACCUCCUCAGCAUCGUCCUCCUCCGCAGGAGCUCCCGCUUCCAGGUACAACUCAGAGUCUGAAUCCCCGCUUUCCCCUCACCGUCCCUCCCAAGACCCUCUCCCCUCUCCAAAAGCUCUCACUUCCCCGAGCUGCUCCACCAUCAGCUCCUCCCAGAGCUCGCUGGACUCUGAGCCCAGCAGCAGGGCUUCACCCACCUGGGAGGGGCGUGGUAGCGGCGCUGGAGCUGGAGGCAGCGCUCGCAGCAUCAGCGGCGGUGCAGGCAGAGCCGGCCGGUCCGGCAGGGAGUACACGGCGCUGUCCGACGUGCCUCGGGCUCGGAUACUGAGCUACAAGGAGGCCUUCCGCUCUGAGAAAUGCCGCCAGGAGCUGAGGGCGCGCACGCGGAGUCCUGGGAGGGAGGAGGUGGAACGGCUGUUUGGGGAAGAGCGCAGGCGAUCUCAGAUCAUUGGUCGGUUUGAGGAGAACCAACCUGUGGAGAGUAUGGAUACCAGCGGCGGCCAUGACGCCUCCGCUAACACGACGGCACACCAGAGACAAGGCCGGAGCGAGAGGCGCUAUCUGGAGGGCAAACACGAGAUGUCACUGGAUACAGGAAAAGACUGCUUGGCGCCAGAUGUGUCCAGCUCUAAUUUCCUCAACCUGAGAAGAGCAAAGUCUCUGGACCGCAGAGCCACAGAGUCUUCAAUGACUCCGGAUUUGCUGAACUUUAAAAAAGGAUGGAUGACGAAGCUGUAUGAAGACGGAGUGUGGAAGAAACACUGGUUCGUGCUGACCGACCAGAGUCUGAGGUACUACAAGGACUCCAUAGCCGAGGAGGCCUCAGAGCUGGACGGUGAGCUCGACUUGUCCACAUGUUACGACGUCAAAGAGUUUCCCGUCCAGAGGAACUACGGCUUCCAAAUCCUGAGUAAGGACGGAGCGUGCACCCUGUCAGCCAUGACCUCAGGAAUCCGUCGCAACUGGAUUCAGGCCAUCAUGAAGAAUGUGCGACCCACCAUCGCCCCCGACGUCACCCGGAAAAACAUCUCUCUGAAACUAUCCGUUCUGAAGCCCAGGUCUGAUGAAAACACGAAAGGCCCCGUGAUGUUGGAGCCGUGUCCGCAGGUCGUCCCCGAACCCAAGCCCGAGGACGCCAAGCAGUCAGCAGGCGCCAACGCCGCCGCUCCUCCGUCUGAGCCGCGCAGGAAAGGCGUCCGCGAGCGCCGGCGAGAGGGUCGCUCCAAGACCUUCGACUGGACGGAGUUCAAAGCCGAAAAGAAGGAAAAGCCGGCGAAGGAACGGGCGGACACAGUCGACCUCAGCUCAACGAUCUCUACCACCUCUUCCUGCUGCUCGCCCUCUUCCUCCGCCUCCUCCCUGGCCUCCUCUCCCGCGUCUUCCUCCUCCCUGCACACCUCCUCCGUAUCCGGCCCUCUCCCUGCGAAUGUGAAAGGGGAACAAUCGCUACCCGAACGCCUCGAGCCAGGAAGAAUGGACGUAGACCCCACCAGGGGUGCAGACGCGACAGACGGCGUGGCCCCAGACGUCCGGGAGGAAAUCGAACAGCGGUGGCAUCAGGUGGAGACGACGCCGCUAAGAGAAGAGAGGCAGGUGCCCAUAUCCACAGCUAUGGGCGCCGCCGAGCGACUGCCUGCACACGAGCUUGCUGCGCUGCUGGACAAGGAGUUGGGACAGAAGCAGAGGGAGCUGGACCGACUUCAGGAGCAGAAUAACCUGCUGAAAGAGCAACUGGAAGACGCGCUGGGGAGGGAGCAUAGUGCCAGGGAAGGAUACGUCCUGCAGAGUGCAACACCAUCUUCCUCGUCGCCACGCAAAGUGCCGUGGCAGCAGCUCCACAAGCUCAACCAGGACCUGCAGGGCGAGCUGGAGUCCCAAAAGCGCAAGCAGGACGUCGCUCAGCAGCAGAUCCGCACGCUGAGGCGGAGUUACACCGAAGCCCAGGACGCCGUGGACCGCCACGAGGCCGACGUUCAGGCCCUGCAGGCCAAGCUGGCGUCUGCCAUGGAGGAAAUCCUGGCCGGCGAACAGGCCGUGGCUCGAAUGCGCAACGAGCUCAAGCUGGAACAGGAGCGCUCGAAGGAGCAGGAGGAGGAGUACGGCCGCAACGAGGCCACCUUACGAGCCCAGCUGAAGGACAGCGAAGACAGACUCCGGGAAGUCGAGGCGAGCCUCUUGGAGAGAAGCCAGGCCCUCAGGCAGCUGGAGCGCCAGCAGGCCCUGCAACGGGACCACAUGAAGGAGAUACAGAGGUUGCAAGAGAGGCUGCAGGAGGUAACGGCUCGCCUCGCCGCUACCGAGGAGGCUCAGCUGCUGAAGGAGGAGCGUCUGAGGAGCGAGCGCCGCGGCCUGCAGGAGAAACACGAGCGGGAGAGGCAGAGUCUGUGCAGGAGGCUGGCCGAGGCCGAAGCUGCACAGAAGGAGCUGGAGGAGAGGUUGUUGGAGGCGGAGCAGCAGGUGGAGGCCCUGCUGAGAGGGAGGCGGGCCUCGGGGGAGAAGGAGUACAAGGAGGAAAUGUCGAAGAUGCAGGAGCAGCUAGCCCUAAAGAGCGACACGGUGGAGACGCUGAGGGAAAGCGUGCGACGGCUGGAGGAGGAGAAGGGCCGGCUGACCUGCCGCUGCCAGGAGCUUCUCAACCAGAUCACAGAGGCCGACCGCGAGCUGAGCAAGCUGCGCAGCCGUCUGGAGAUCGAAGAGGCGGACUACUGCACCCUGGAGCAUUCCUACGAGAGGGCCACCCAGGAGUUCCAGAAGAUGAGCCAGUUCCUUAGAGAGAAAGAAGACGAGAUCAAGCAGACCAAAGAGAUGUACGAACGGCUGAUGGAGCGUAAAGAGGAGGACCUGAAAGAGGCUCUGGUCAAAAUGACGGCGCUCGGCUCCAGCUUGGAGGAGACCGAACAGAAACUGCAAGCAAAAGAGGUGCUUCUCUGUGAAAUGAGUCAAAGUCUCAGCGGCAACGCCGACUCCUGCGACGCUGGCGAGGAUCUGCAGGCCAAACUUGUGGUUGCAGAGGACCGCAUCGCCGAGUUGGAGACGCACCUCACCGCCCUGCAGCUCGGCUACGCCGGCCUGUGCUCGGAGGGGCAGCCGGUCUCAGACCAGGACAAAACAUCGUCUCCCUCGUCGUCCAACACAGACGACUCCUACAAGACGGAGAACUCCUCCGACGAGAAGGAGUCGGAGGCCAAGAGACCGAGGAUACGGUUCUCGAGCAUUCAGUGCCAGAAAUACGGCGAAACGAGUGACCCAGACGUCCAAUCAGCUGACAGAAACGUCUCUGAGAUCUCGCUCUGCCACACCAGCGACCCAGAGAAGUUCAUCGCCAUCAUCCACGCGCUGGAAACCAAGCUGCUCGCCACCGAGGAUAAGCUGAGGAACCUCACACAGAACCUGGACGUGCAGCGAGCCGCAGACGCCGCAGACGCGUCGUCGUCUGACCCAGAGAUGACGGGAGGCGUGCCUUCCUCAGCAGAGGAGGUCACAGGUGACGGGAGCGAGACGAGGAGCGGUUCUGCCCUCCAGCAUUACACCAGCGCCUUGGCGUGCGUUGAGAACGGCCGGGAGAAGGUGAGGGCUAUACUCAGCGGCUCCCGUGGCGCCGCAGACUUACUCUCGCUCUCGGAGAUAGAGAGGAAUCUGUUCAGUGCCUCUCUGCACAUCAGACAAGGCCAGACGGCGUCCGAGGAGACGUCUCCGGCCGAUCAUGCUGGACUCCAGGAGGGCGGAGCGACGGGCGUAGACAAACCCGCCGCGUUUAACGCCUUCGUCAAAGCGGAGAUCGCCUACUCGGUGGAAAACCUUAAACUUUCCUACGACGAACGAUUCAAACUACUCAAAGGGGAGUUGGCUGACGCCCACAAUAGGCUUCAUCAAAGGGAAACGUCUCUUAAAGCGAUUAUUGACGCUUCAAAAAGACCCGAUUUAAAGUCCGUAAUCAAGGAUGUGAAGAAGGAGCUUGGUAUUGGCAAACGGCGGCUAGCAGACGUUCGGCCUCCGGAACUCGCGCCCUACAUGGAGCAGAUUGAGACGGAGGAAGCCAGAGAUCUGGCAGAGGAAGUGGUCGACAGACACCUGGCAGCGGUGAUGCCUUCAUGCGGUGAUCGGUCUGUCGAGUCGUUUCGAAACACUCACGCCAACCUGGCUGACGAGCUCCAGAGACAAGCGGGAAUCCUGCAGAGGUUCGCCGAGGAGAUAGAGAGCGGCGGAAGCAACCCGGCGCUGUGUGAAAUGAUCCAGGCUGUUUUAGGGCACCGGGCGUCCCGUGAUCUCACCAGUGCCUCUCUCUGUAUGCGUGAAGCCCUCACACAGGCCCAGGUGACCUACGUGGCAUGCAGGCUACGGGCCGUGCACGAGCAAGAGAUGCGCUCGUGUCGGCAGACCGGCGAGAAUAUGGAAGCCCUGGCGCGGCAGCACGCCUCCAAAGUCGCAGAAAUCCAAGAAAAAUACGAGCGUUCUCUGCGAAAGGAGCAAGAGAGCUUCAAUCGAACCAUGGCGUCGCUCCAGAGGGAGAACGAGGCGCUGAGGGGGGAGCUCAGCGAGCGCGUGAACCAGCUCGGCCUGCAGGCGGAGCAGGUGGCCCUCCUGGAGGAGCGUUUCCGCCGGGAGAGCGACGAGCUGCAGGAGAAGUGUGAAAGCGAGCUGAGCCACGCGGAGCAGCGGCACGCCUCCACGGAGCUGGCCCUCAUGGAGACGGCGGCCGACUGUCGGCGAAAGCUGGAGGUCCUCCUGGCGGACGUGGACGCCGUGGAGGAGCGUCACGGCAGCCACGUCAGGAGGCUGCAGGAGGAGUUUGAGGACAGGAUCGUCGAGCUCCAGCACGUUCACAAAGAGGAGCUGGAUAAGUUGCGUUGCCAGUAUGCGGAGAGCGUUCAGAGUGCCAGGGAACGCCCUGAAGACGAGGAGACGCGGAUGGAGGAGGAAGAGCAGGGGACGAGGGCGGAGGAUGCACGAAGCGUGUCGGAGGUGGACUCCAUGACGGUUCUGAAGGAGCGGAUCCAGGAGCUGGAGACUCAGAUGAAUAGCAUGAAGGACGAGCUGGAGAACAAGCACCUGGAGGGAGAUGUGGCCGGCCUGAGAGAGAAAUACCAGAGAGACUUUGACAGUCUUAAGGCCACAUGCGAGCGUGGUUUUGCUGCGAUGGAAGAAACCCACCAGAAGGUGGUGGAAGACCUCCAGCGGCAGCACCAGAGGGAGAUCUCCAAACUGCUGGAGGAGCGAGAAAGACUGCUGGCCGAAGAGACUGCUGCUACUAUUGCUGCUAUCGAAGCGAUGAAAAACGCACACAAGGAGGAGCUGGAGAAGAACCAGCGCUCCCAGCUGAGCGGCCUGAACUCAGAUAUUGACGAGCUGCGCCUGCAAUAUGAGGAAGAGCUGCAGUCCAUCCAGAGAGAACUGGACGUUUUGUCCGAGCAGUACUCCCAGAAAUGUCUGGAGAACGCUCACCUGGCCCAGGCGCUGGAGGCGGAGAGGCAGGCCCUGCGUCAGUGUCAGCGAGAGAACCAGGAGCUCAACGCUCACAACCAGGAGCUCAACAACAGACUGUCGGCAGAAAUCACGCGCAUGCGCUCGUGUUUCAGCGGAGAAACGGCUCUCUCGCCGCUUACGCACGGCAAAGACGUGUAUGAGCUAGAGGUGCUGCUACGGAUAAAGGAGUCGGAGAUUCAGUACCUCAAGCAGGAAAUCCACUCGUUGAAGGAUGAGCUGCAGUCUGCUUUGAGGGACAAGAAGUACGCCACGGACAAAUAUAAGGACAUCUACACGGAGCUGAGCAUCGUGAAGGCAAAGGCGGACUGUGAUAUCAGCAAACUGAAGGAGAAGCUGCUCAUGGCCACAGAAGCUCUGGGGGAGAGGACUAGUGAAGGAGUUACAUCUGGAUACGACAUCAUGAAGUCAAAAAGUAACCCAGAUUUCAUGAAGAAAGAAAAGUCAACCGCCUCCAAGCCGUUGAGAGGCCUGAGAUCAAAGAGCCUGAAAGAGGGACUGACUGUGCAGGAACGCAUGAAGCUUUUUGAGGCUAAAGACUCCAGGAAGAUUUGAAUUUGUGGAAAAUCUCAGAUUUCCUCUUCUGUCUGAAAUUCAUCCAAAAAAAUGCCAUUCUUCCAAGCUGUCGUAUUAUUUGAUUAUUUGCAUCCAGAUUAUAAAUCCUGGUAUUUUAUCUUUUUUUUUUAUAUCACAUUCAUAAUCUGUCCAAAUUAGAGAUGAGGAAAAAACCUCAAGAGGGAUUAAUUACAGCAUCACUUUUUCCCCUCAGUUCUCCUAAAUGCCAAAACACACAAACGACACAGUAUGAAUAACAUGUAAUUAGCAGUAUGAAUAAUCUGCUGUUUUUAUUCUUGUUACAGUGUUUAUAUCUAAUGGUUUUACUGUGUUUGCUGUUGCACCAGUCGAGCUGUACGUAACUACUGGAUGUGUGUGGUGGCGAAUCGCUGAGGCGUCUGCUGUACGUCUGGCUGGAGUGACGGAUGAAAGGCUCUGUGAUGCUUCUGCUGGUGUUUUCCAGACGAGUGUGUCUGCGUGUGAUGGAGAUGUAAAAUAGGGCGGAGGUUCUCAGAUUGCACUUACCACUUGACUACUGGAGAAAGCUUGUUUUUUUGUUUUUUUUUUUUAGCUGAAAUUAGUGUAGUGACUACAGAUUGGUUAUUGCAGUGCAACCAAACACGCUGACCCGUGUCAUAUUCAGUGAAAAGGAGUUUUCUUGUGAUGAUUGAUUUCUAAUUACCAUUUUUUUUAAA